Larimichthys crocea (large yellow croaker) is the source of this 2042-nucleotide messenger RNA. RefSeq names its product adhesion G-protein coupled receptor G5. The transcript has 16 exons. Gene Ontology annotation, biological process: adenylate cyclase-activating G protein-coupled receptor signaling pathway; cell surface receptor signaling pathway. The record is from RefSeq and is a predicted model, not a curated record. Bases 176 to 1873 code for a protein of 565 amino acids. Gene Ontology annotation, cellular component: plasma membrane. Gene Ontology annotation, molecular function: G protein-coupled receptor activity. Lineage: Eukaryota; Metazoa; Chordata; Actinopteri; Sciaenidae.
CCUCUUUUCAUUUGUUGUUUUAACUUCCCCAGAAUUUGGUUUUCAGCAAGUUUCCUCACUUGCUUUUGUCUUGUUGUCACAUCAGCUGCACACUACUAUGUUCUCGUCAGAUUGAAUCAUUUUCACAGGAACUCAGCAACACGAAAAGUGAAGCACAGACAGGUUUUUGUUCUCAAUGAACAGGAUGAAGUGGUGGCUCCUGGUCCUUUCUUUGGUGUGUCACAAGAUCACCUGUAAAAAUCAUCAUGUCACUCCCAACAGUCAGAGUAAAGGUCAAAAUAAUCGUGUAGAAGGGAAUACGGCAAAUCCUGGCAAAUCCCAAGGCAAUGGUCCCAGAGAAGUUCGAGAAAAAUGUAAAGAUGACAUUUCAAUGAAUGGGAAGUCAAAGGGUGUCAAAGAUUGUAUGGAAGAUAUAAACGGCCUUUUGGAUACUGGAAACGUCGACGACACUAUCGAAGUCAUGUGGAACCUAAAACAAAUACUAGAGGAAACAGUGGAGACUGAUACUACCUCUAUUCAUGUCGGCCGUUUAGUGGCCAAAGUGCAUAGACCCAAAGGCCCCUUCAAAGGGCUUCAAAUUUCUGCUAAUGAGAAUGAGGCAAUGUCAGACGAGACUGUCACCAACAGCAAAGUGAGAGUUGAACUGCCUCAAGAGUUGGAUGUUGAAUCAAACAACACAAUUGUGUUCUGCAUGCUUACCUGGCCUGAAACAAACGGGAACCUAUGGAGAGCCCAAUAUAACGUGUAUGAGAGCAGACUUGUUGGCCUAAGUGUUGGGGGAAAAAAUAUUUCAGGACUGCAGGAGCGUGUCAACAUCACAAUGACUCUCACCACAGCUGUGAAUGAGACGCAAACACCCCGCUGUGUGUUCUUUAAUUUUUCAACAAAGGAAUAUAGUAGUAAUGGCUGCCAGACCGUGUGGGAACGUGGCUGGGGUAACAUCACCUGCUCCUGUGACCACCUCACGUACUUCGGCAUACUCAUGGUCUCUACUACACUCCCAGAGAAAGACCGUGAGAUUCAGACAUACAUCACCCUGAUUGGCUGUAGUCUUUCUCUUUUUGGCCUGGUCAUCACUGUUCUGCUCUUCAUCACAAAUAGAAAAGUCAGGGCAGAUGUCUCUAUGAAGGUCCACAUCAAUCUGGUCAUUGCCCUCAUCCUCCUCAACGUGCACUUCCUCCCCAGUCAGGUGGUGGCAGCACUGUCCUCCACUGGGGCUUGCCUUUACAUGGCUCUUUGUCUUCACUACUCCCUGCUGGCCACCUUCAGCUGGAUGGCCGUGGAAGGAUUUCACCUCUACCUUCUCUUAGUUAGAGUCUUCAACAUCUAUAUCAGGAGAUACUUGCUCAAACUAAGUGUGGUGGGAUGGGUGCCUUGCUUCAUCCCUGUUCCAGGUGUCCCUGCAGUCAUUGUAUCCCUGGUGGUCAUCAUAGACAGAGACGCGUAUGGACAUGUCCCACUGGACUCAGAUAACUCCAACAGCACUACAAUAUGUUAUAUAAGGAAUGACACAGUAAAGAUGGUGACUACGGUGGGACUGUUUGGCUUGGUGUUCAUCUUCAAUAUCAUCAUGCUAGGAGUGACAGUCAGACGUGUUGUGGGUCUCCGUCGGAGCAAAGAGUAUGGGCAGAGUGACUGUGACAGAGCCAAGAAAGACAUCUGUACCCUGCUGGGAGUCACCAUUCUGCUUGGCAUUACUUGGGGACUGGUCUUCUUCUCAUUUGGCCACCUGACUGUUCCGGGCCUCUACCUCUUCUGCAUCCUGAACUCACUGCAAGGUUUCUUCAUCUUCCUUUGGUUUGUGAUGUCACUGAGAAAGAACAAAAACUCAUCUCCUAAGACGAGUAGUGAUGCACAGAGCACCAACAGCUAAGCCUUAACACACUAAGACAUGUUCUUAUGUGUGUGUGCGUGUGUGUGUGUGUGUGUGUGUGUGUGUGUAUAUACCAACACAGCUCUUGGUUUCGUUGUCGUAGACGUAGCCGUUGUCGCACAAACAAUCGUAGCUGCCAUUCUUAUUCUCGCACCGCGCUGUUCCACAC